Messenger RNA from Papaver somniferum (opium poppy), 1131 nucleotides. RefSeq lists its product as uncharacterized. The transcript is spliced from 2 exons. The record is from RefSeq and is a predicted model, not a curated record. NCBI's taxonomy places the organism in Eukaryota, Viridiplantae, Streptophyta, Magnoliopsida, Ranunculales, Papaveraceae. Bases 1 to 1131 code for a protein of 376 amino acids.
AUGGGAGAUUUCAACUGUGUUCUUCGUCAAGAUGAAAAGAAGGGAGGCCGUGAGGUUCGUGUCUCUUGUAUUAAUGAGUUUUCUGAUUGGAUGGAGGAUAAUGAUCUUUGUGAAGCAGAUUCUUUGGGGUCUAAGUUUACUUGGACUAAUGGUCAAUCUGGUGUUAGUAGAAUUCUUAGUAAAUUGGAUCGUGCUAUUAUCAAUGAGACUUGGUUGAAGGAGGCAAUCAAAUUGUGGAAUCAAACGGUCUUUGGGAAUGUUAAUGCUAGGCUGAAACAAGAUCAACUUAAGUUUGAAGUGGCUUGUAGGAAUUCUGAUGAGGAUCCUUUUAAUACUUCUAAGUUGAAUAUUAUGAAGGAUUCUCUGGUGGCGGUUCAAGAUGUUCAUAUGCAGCAUCUUACUAUGUUGAAACAAAAGGCUCGUAAUAGGUGGAUUUUGGAGGGUUCUAGUAACACUUCUUUUUUUCACAGCAAUAUAAACAUUCGAAGGAGCGCAAAUACAAUCUCGGAGUUGGUUACUGAAGAUGGUGUGACUAUCUCGGAGCCUAUCCAGCUUCGUGACCAUGUGGUUUCUUAUUAUGAGUCGAAGUUCAAUGGUGUGGAGCUUCCUAUUGAGGAUAAUCUCUUUGACUAUGAGCAUGAGUCUAUUUCUUUGAUUGAUAGGCAGAUGUUGGAUGCCAUUCCUUCUUUGGAUGAAAUUAAAUCAGAAGUUUUUGAUUUAGGAGCGGAUAGUGCUCCGGGUCCGGAUGGUUUCUCAGGGUGUUUUUAUAGACAUUGUUGGGAUAUAAUUCAGCAGGAUCUUCAUUCGGCUAUUGUUCAUGCUUGGACUUCUAAGUCCAUUCCGAAGGGUUCGAAUUCUAGCCUAAUUAUUUUGAUUGCUAAGGUUAGAGGUGCGGAUAGCUUGAGGAAAUAUAGACCUAUUGGUCUAAGCAAUUUCUUCUUCAAGAUUUUCACUAAAAUUCUGGCUACUAGACUUGGUCGGGUGUUGGAUAAGUUAGUGUCAGAGGAGCAGGUGGCUUUUAUGAAAGGUAGGAAUAUUCAUGAGAAUAUUAGUUUGGCUUCUGGGAUGGUGAAUGAGCUGCACAUCAAAAGGAAGGAUGGUAAUUUGGGACUGAAGCUUGAUAUUUCCUAA